Coccomyxa subellipsoidea C-169 is the source of this 5151-nucleotide messenger RNA. RefSeq lists its product as hypothetical. The record is from RefSeq and is a predicted model, not a curated record. Bases 1 to 5151 code for a protein of 1716 amino acids. Lineage: Eukaryota; Viridiplantae; Chlorophyta; Trebouxiophyceae; Coccomyxaceae. Gene Ontology annotation, molecular function: DNA-directed DNA polymerase activity; DNA binding; ATP binding. Gene Ontology annotation, biological process: DNA-templated DNA replication; double-strand break repair. The transcript has 30 exons.
AUGAGCGAGCCGGCCUGUGCCAUGACGCACGUGCAGCAGUCCUAUCAGCCUGCGAGCAUUCUGCCAGUGGCAGACGCCAGAGCAGAGCCGGAAGGUGGCCCAGCAAUGCCUGAGUGCCCCGGUUCAGAGAGCUGUGGACCAACAGGAGACAGCGGAUGGGUGGGCAGCCACUUGAGAGAGCUUGGGCUGGCAGGUGCUCUGAAGCCAUCCGAGCAGGAAAUGGAGAAUGCCCGCUCAUUGCCAGCUGACCGGCAUGUGAGCGAUGCACCUACACACAACACCUUCAGGAUGCCUCCCCAGCCAGAGGAGGUCCAGGCAGUGGCCAGCAUCAGUGUCACAGCAGAGAUCGCCCAGGAGCCUGCACUGGCGGGGGUGCGCUCUGCAGAAGUAUUUGUAUGGAAUGAUGGGGAUAAGGGGGAUAUGGCGAAGGAGGAGGGUGGUGGCUCAGGGUCGGAGUCGGACUCUGACGAUGAGGCGUUUCCUCUCGGCUCUGGCAGGUUGCCGCUGUCCCUCGGCGGCCGGCUUGCCGCUGCCGGCACGAGCCAGAGGCACCGCCUAAGCGUGAGUACGCAUGCCGCUGGCACGCAGCGGGGAAUGCCCCUGGUCACUGCAUCUGCCAGGGAAGCCAGCCGGAAGCUGGCUGACUACCUGCCGGCCAAGGUGGUUCAGGGCAUGAGGGACGCCGGCUUCACCCGCGACCUCUAUCCCUGGCAGGCGGAGGCGCUGAAUCAGCCGGGGGUGCUGAAGGGGCGCAGCCUGGUGUUCAGCGCGCCGACGUCGGCCGGCAAGAGCGCGGUGGCAGAGGUGCUCAUGCUGCGGCGACUGUGCGAGCCGCGCACGGCCGACAAGGUGGCGCUGCUCGUGCUGCCCUUCGUCAGCCUCUGCGCCGAGAAGGAGGCCCACCUCGAGCGCCUGCUCAAGCCCCUUGACAAGGAGGUGAGGGGGAUGUACUCGAACAAGAGCGGCGCGGCGGGGAUAAACCCGGAGACGACGGGCGUGGUGGUGUGCACGAUCGAGAAGGCCAACAUCCUGGUCAACCGGCUGCUGGAGGAGGAGAAGAUGGGCAUCCUCUCCUGCCUCGUCAUUGAUGAGCUGCACAUGGUGGGGGACGAGCAGAGGGGCUAUCUGCUGGAGCUGCUGCUGACGAAGCUGCGUUACUCGACAGCUGGCGUGGACGAGGUGGCAGGAGAGGGGCUACAGAUCAUCGGCAUGUCAGCCACCAUGUCCAACGCUGCCGCCUUUGCCUCCUGGCUGGACGCCGAGCUCUAUGAGACCUCAUUCCGCCCCGUACCUCUGCGCAAGUUUGUCAAGGUGGGGUGCCAGAUUAGGGAUGAGCGGGGGGACCCGGUGCGCAAGCUGGCGGCGGACCCCCACUGGGACCGGGAGGACCACGUGGCGCUGCUGGCACGUGAGACGGUUGACGCCGGCAAAUCCGUGCUCAUUUUCUGCGCCUCCAAGAAGAAAUGCAGCGACGUGGCGAGGCACAUAGCAGAGAUGCUGGGCUCCAUAGAGGAGCGCUUUUUGGGCGGUGAGGAGCUGGGCGACACCUGUCGCGCCGACUUCCACGCAGAGCUCCUGGGCCUGUCCGACAAGAACGCUGACCUGGCAUACACCUUCCAGUUUGGUGUGGCCUUCCACCAUGCAGAUUUGUCGCACGAGGAGAGAGCGAUUGUUGAAAAGGCCUUCCGCAGCGGCGCACUGCGGGUGCUAACCGCCACCAGCACGCUCGCUGCCGGUGUCAACCUGCCGGCCGCGCGCGUCAUUAUCAAGGAGUGGUACAUUGGGCUGGAGAGCCAGUGGCUGACGCGGUCCCAGAUUCGCCAGAUGGCCGGCCGGGCCGGCCGAGCCGGGCUUGAUGACACCGGAGAGGCGAUUCUCUGCGCCAAUCCCAGGAACCCGCGCCAGGCCGAUGAGAUCGCCAAGCUCAUCCAGGACGGGCAUGACAUGGUGGACAGCUGUCUGAUUGAGGGGCGCAAGGGAAUGGACCGAGCAGUGCUGGAGGUGGUUGCCAGCAAGGCAGUUGCCACCAAGCACGACGUCAAGCGCUAUGUGCAGUGCACCCUCCUCGCCGCCACCAAGGACUUCCAGGAGGUGGUGACAAAGGCGGCGACGGACGCGCUUCGCUCGCUGCAGCAGCAGCGGCUGAUCACCUGGGAGCAAAAGGCCGGCCUGUGGGGCCCAACCCUGCUGGGCAGCGCCGUUGUUGCCUCUGGCCUUGACAUCCAAAACGCCCUGGACUACAAGCAGGAUCUGGACAAGGCAAGGGAGGGCCUGUGCCUGGACAGUGACUUGCACCUGUGCUACCUCAUCACCCCCCGCUCUGAGGACGUCUGCCGAAACUGGGAAACUUGCUGCAACGUCAUCCGCUCCGUGCAGGGGGUGCAGGCGAAGGUGCGGGAGCUGGUGGGUGUGAACAUGGGAUGGCUGACGCGUGAGGGCUGUCACCUGUCGGCGCGCGCCAAGAUCCCCGACAAGCACAGCCACACCGCACGCGUCUGCCGCCGCUUCUUCACCGCCCUCGUGCUCUCCGAUGUCGUAGACGAGGUGGAGCCGCGGGUGAUCUUUGAGCGCUACGGUGUGAAACGUUUCGUGACGCAGCAGCUGCAGGAGCAGGCGGGCAAGCACGCGGGCAUGAUGGCCGCAUUCUGCGAGCGCAUGGGCUGGCGCAACCUCGAAAUGCUUAUCGCCGCAUUCCAGGCAGGAGCCCCGCCAAUUUCUCGCGCGCUGGCGGGCGUGAAGCAGGAGAUAGUGGCACUCACAGAGAUCCCCCACGUGGGGCCGGCCUCGGCGCGCCUGCUGUUCAACGGCGGCCUGCGCAACGCCGAGACCAUUGCCCGCCUGCCCAAUACCGACACGCUCGUCGCCAUCCUGUCCCGAGGCGCUUCCCCCCAGAUUUAUGCUAGCUGCCAGAGCGGGGCAAAGGCGGACCAGCGGAAGCUGCGGCGCUUCAAGACGCAGGCGGCCAAGAUCCGGCGCGGCGCGAUCGAGAUCCUCAAGCAGCAGAAGCGCAACCUCAUUGCGGAGGCAAAGGAGAAGGCGAAUGCGGUGAUUCUGGGGCUGGAGGCUGCGGGCGUCACAGGCACCCCACUCAGCCUGCCAAGCACCGUCGGAGGCUCUUCGACCGCGCCGGGUAGCGCCACAAAGAUUCCUGCCACACCCCAAAGCUUCCAGGGCUUAGUUGCAGUGGAGGACAGUGAGACGCUGGAGCGGGUGCAUCAGCUGUGGAGGGCCCAGCAGCGCUGGGCAUUCACUCUCGACUACCGGCCGCCGCAGCAGACCGCUGCAUCUCUGGCCGCAAAUGACCUCCUUCUGCCGCCGCUGCCAGGCAAGCAAACGGCUUCAGGCAUUCAUGAGACGCCCAGCGCGGCCGAGCAGGCGACGCCGAUCCACGACACAUUCGGCAUGGAGGAGCUCGACGGCGGCGACGCCACUAGCGCCGAAAUUUCUGGCGUGGCCGUUGCCUGGAACGAGCACUCCUGCUUCUACCUGCCUGCAACCCCUGAAGCGUGGGAGGUGGUAGCGCGCAUGUUGGAAUCGCAGGCUGCCCAGAAGCUGACGCACGAGCUCAAGCCGCAGCUGGCGGCACUGCUGCGGCCGACCCGCGGCUGCGGCGGCGCGGCGCUGCGGCCGGUGGCGCUGAGCGGACGCCUCGUGGACGUCUGCAUUGCCGCAUGGCUCGCCAUGCCCGACUGCGCCGCCGUCUCCGACAACCCCAACACCGCUGGCUUCAGGGCGCGCUCACAGCCUACGGGAGUGGAAGGCCUGCUGAAGGCGUGCAUGCAGCAGGCGCCCACGGAGGCCAUCAACGCUCUCGCGCGCAGCUCCACAUUCUCCCAGCGUCGCAAGGACGCCUGCAAGCGCGCCGCCGGCAUUCUGCGCCUGUACAACCACCUGCACGCGGAGGGCUUGCUGAGGCCGUUGAGGGAGGUGGAAAUGCCACUUGUGCCGCUGCUGGCCCACAUGGAGGCCGUGGGCGUGGCAGUCGACCCAACCAUCUUCGCCAAGCACAAGAGGCCGCUGGAGCGGAGGGUGGCGGAGCUAGACGCGCUGAUGGAGCGCGCGGCCGGCGGCGCAUUCGACGUGGCGUCGCCCAAGGAAGUGCGCGAGGUGCUGUUCGAGCGGCUGCGCCUGCCGGUGUUGGAAGAGCUUGCGACUGCGCACCCAGUGGCGCGGCUGCUGCAGGAGCGGCGCACGCUAGCCAAGGUCCUCGCCGACUUCGUCAACACCUUCGCGCACCGCGCCCGCCGCGCCUCCCUCGGCAGCCCAGGCGUCGUGCGGAACGGGGCGCUGGUGCGCAUCCGCGGCAGCUUCUGCCAGACCUCGUGCGCGACAGGUCGGUUGGCGAUGGAGGAGCCAAAUCUGCAGAAUGUGCCUCGGCCGCGCGCAUUCUCCGUUGAGGCCACCCAAAGCGCCACGCAGCUGCCGGCCGCCGACGGCCGCGCCGCGUCCCGCCGCGACCACUCCGCCAACAUCAGGCGCGAGCAUGGAGGAAUUGAAAUGCACAGGGAGGCGUUUGUGGCGCCGGCUGGGCGAGUGCUGCUGUCGGCGGACUAUGCGCAGAUGGAGCUGCGGCUGAUGGCGCACAUGAGCGGCGACACGCGCCUGAUAGCCACUCUCUCCGAUCCCGCCCAGGACCCCUUCAAACACUGGGCCGCCCAGUGGCUGCGGAUCCCUCCACACUUGGUGAGCGUGCAGCAGAGGGAUCACGCGAAGGCGAUGGCGUACGGGCUGCUUUACGGUCUGGGCAAAGACCGGCUGGCAGCGCGCAUGGAGGUCACGCCCCAGGAGGCCGCGCAGAAAUCAGCCGACUUCCGCGCCAGCAUCCCCGUGCUGGACGCGUGGCUGAAGCGGGUGGUGGAGGAGUGCCGGGCGCGCAAGUUCAUAACCACGCUUGCCGGCCGCCGCCGCUACCUGCCGGACAUCGGCCACUCCGACCGCGGUCGCCGGGGGCGCGCCGAGCGGCAGGCCAUAAACAGCACCGUGCAGAUCCACGACGAGCUGCUGUUUGAGAUAGAGGAGGGCGCGUUGCCGGCGGCAGCAGCGUUGAUCAGGCAGUGCAUGGAGAAUGCUGCACCGUUAUCAGUGCCUCUGCGCGUCAAACUGAAUGUUGGCCCUUCCUGGGGCGGUCUGCAGCCCUACACCGAUGCCUGA